AUGUAUUUGACAGUUGCAGCUCAAGUUUUGUCAUAUACCGUGGAAUUCUUUACUUACCUAUAUUUUAAGUCUAGGAAAAAAAUAGUGACCAUUCCUGAGAUAGAUGAAGUAUACAAACUUUUUUCUUCUUUUCCCUCAUCAGGAAGUAUUGAUGAAGAUGUUGUGGUGAUUGAGGCAUCCUCCACUCCCCAGGUCACUGCUAAUGAAGAAAUAAAUGUUACCUCAACAGAUAGUGAAGUGGAGAUUGUCACGGUUGGCGAAAGCUACAGGUCUCGUUCAACACUUGGACACACCAGAUCACACUGGGGACAAAGCUCUAGUUCUCAUGCUGCACGACCUCAAGAACAGCGGAACCGCAGUAGGAUUUCCACAGUCAUACAGCCACUGAGACAGAACGCAGCAGAAGUGGUGGACCUUACAGUGGAUGAAGAUGAGCCAACAGUUGUGCCAACCACGUCAGCUAGAGUGGAGCCGCAGGUCGUGAGUUCUGCUUCCAGUAACAGUGCUAGUACAUCUACCUCAGAGCAGGCCUCUGAUGCAGCUCCAAAUGUCUCCAACAGCCAGCCCUCUGCAGCACCAGAGACAACUUCUAGUCUUCCCAGUAGCGGCACUGCUGGUACUUCAGCUGGAGAUGAUAUAAGAAGAACUACAUCUAAUACAACACUGGAAACUGGCCCUCCAGCCAUGCCAAGGUUACCAUCAUGCUGCCCUCAGCAUUCUCCUUGUGGAGGACCUUCACAGACUCAUCAUGCACUGGGGCACCCGCAUACAAGCUGCUUUCAGCAGCAUGGCCACCACUUUCAGCAUCACCACCACCACCACCACAACCCUCACCCAGCUGUUCCACUGUCUCCUUCAUUCAGUGACUCUAGCUGUCCUGUUGAAAGGCCUCCUCCAGUGCCUGCACCCUGUGGAGCAAGCAGCAGUUCUGGCACCAGUUACCAUGACCAGCAGGCAUUGCCAGUAGACUUAAGCAGCAGUGGUAUAAGAAGUCAUGGAAGUGGUGCUUUUCAUGGAACAUCUGCUUUUGAUCCUUGCUGUCCUGGUUCUUCAUCUCGAACUGCAAUUUAUGGGCAUCAGGCUGGUGCUGGCCCAAGCCAAUCAAUAACAAUAGACGGAUAUGGAUCAAGUAUGGUUGCGCAGCCACAGCCCCAACCUCCUCCUCAGGCAUCACUUUCUUCCUGUCGGCAUUAUAUGCAUUCUCCUUAUGCUUCUUUGACCAGACCUCUUCACCAUCAAGCUUCUGCAUGUCCUCACUCUCAUGGAAAUCCUCCUCCACAACCACAACCUCCACCUCAAGUAGAUUAUGUUAUCCCUCAUCCAGUACAUCCCUUCCAUCCUUCAAUCUCCUCUCAUGCAUCUUCUCAUCCUGUUCCACCUCCACCACCAACUCAUCCUUUAGCCAAUGCAGCUGCUCCAAUACCACAGCAUCUUCCUGCAACACACCAGCCUAUAUCCCAUCACAUCCCUGCAACAGCACCUCCAGCACAGAGGCUACAUCCUCAUGAAGUGAUCCAGAGGAUGGAGGUCCAGAGAAGAAGAAUGAUGCAACACCCAACACGUGCUCAUGAGCGGCCUCCUCCGCAUCCUCAUAGAAUGCAUCCCAAUUAUGGUCAUGGGCAUCACAUUCAUGUGCCUCAGACAAUGUCUUCCCAUCCUCGACAAGCUCCAGAGAGAUCUGCCUGGGAACUGGGAAUUGAAGCUGGUGUGACUGCAGCUACUUACCCUCCAGGGCCCUUGCAUCCUCACUUGGCCCACUACCAUGCACCUCCUCGACUUCAUCACUUGCAAAUAGGAGCCCUUCCUCUAAUG
Antrostomus carolinensis (chuck-will's-widow) is the source of this 1812-nucleotide messenger RNA. RefSeq names its product ring finger protein 111 (gene RNF111). The transcript is spliced from 8 exons. The annotation marks the transcript as partial. The record is from RefSeq and is a predicted model, not a curated record. Lineage: Eukaryota; Metazoa; Chordata; Aves; Caprimulgiformes; Caprimulgidae.